Linum tenue is the source of this 284-nucleotide messenger RNA. The record is from the annotation of a GenBank genome assembly. NCBI's taxonomy places the organism in Eukaryota, Viridiplantae, Streptophyta, Magnoliopsida, Malpighiales, Linaceae.
GUUGAAGUUCUUCAUCAAGCUCAUGGGUUACAACAUCGCUAACCCUACAAGCGAAUACACAAUUAUCAAGAUAGGGAAGGAUGAAGAAAACUCCAACUCAAAUGAUCUGCCAAUAUUGAUCGAGAGAAAUGAGGAAGAAACUCCCCAAAUGCAAGAGAAGGAGGUGUCAACAUAUAAUGGAGCACAAUGCAACACCAAUGGCCACAAAGCAACUACUAUGGAUGGACGUACUGAUGUUGUCGAUGGAGCAGGAAGUGAAGAUAACCAGAAAAAAUGAAAACAUG